This is a messenger RNA of Ipomoea nil (Japanese morning glory), 599 nucleotides long. RefSeq names its product probable cinnamyl alcohol dehydrogenase 1. The coding region runs from base 147 to 584 and encodes 145 amino acids. Gene Ontology annotation, molecular function: oxidoreductase activity, acting on the CH-OH group of donors, NAD or NADP as acceptor; zinc ion binding. NCBI's taxonomy places the organism in Eukaryota, Viridiplantae, Streptophyta, Magnoliopsida, Solanales, Convolvulaceae. The transcript has 4 exons. The record is from RefSeq and is a predicted model, not a curated record.
UUUACCAUUGUACAUCUGGAACACAGGGAUCGUAAAUCUCAAUCGCAAUCCAACGAAACAUAAUAGGCUGAGGCGUUAUCUUCAGUCAACAAUCGAACUGAAAGCGGAAACGGGGAGGAUCUUGCUGUUCAUUUGAAUUUACAAGCAUGGCUUCUUCACAUUCAACGGACAACUGCCUCGGAUGGGCUGACAGAGAUCCGUCCGGAGUUCUCUCUCCUAAUAAUUUUAGCUGCAGGGUUGUUGGGAGUGAUGAUGUUUCACUAGAUAUUGCAUAUUGUGGCGUCUAUUAUGCUGAUGUUAUCUGGACAAGGAAUAUACAUGGAACAUCCAAGUACCCUUUAGUGCCUGGACAUGAGAUUGUAGGAAUUGUGAAAGAGGUUGGUUCUGGGGUUCAGCGGUUUAAAGUUGGCGACCCUGUGGGAGUUGGAACUUAUGUUAACUCUUGCAGGGAGUGUGAGUAUUGUAACGAAGGAUUAGAAGUUCGGUGUUCAAAGGGAUCUGUUUUUAGUUUUGAUGGCAUCGAUGUAGAUGGUACAAUCACCAAGGGAGGAUACUCUAGUUACAUUGUUGUUCAUGAAAGGUGAAUUCUUUUCCACAGA